AUGGCCGCAGGCUCUCGCGAUACGGCCAAGAAUCGCUCCGAAAAUGGGGAUGCGACAAAUGACGGUCGAAUCGAACGUACCAACACGGUUCCGAGUUCGCCUUCGUACUUCACCAGAGAGCCUCGCUUCAACGACCUCUACAUUCGUCUCACCCAGUUAUUAAACAAAUAUCACCGCCUUCCAACUCUGCCCGCCAACGAGGCACCUACGCUCCCAUGGAUGAAAGUAGACCAAAUUAGACAGCAAUUGGGCGAGCCCGUCAAGUCCUCUCACUUUGCAAAAAUGAUCCGGGUCGGAAAGCGCUUAAAUUUGAUCGACCCGAGCCUGCGCCCCAAUGAAGUCGACAUUGUCCUCCGCCAACUUACCCGAAAUAUUGAUCCAUAUGUAAACAAUAUGCGACCCAUCACAAUCGACAAGUUUGGCCGUGCUAUUGGUGUUGGCAAGCGAAAGGAGUCGACGGCUCGAGCAUUCGUUGUGGAAGGCACAGGCGAGGUUCUGGUCAACGGCAAGCCUCUCAAUGAGAUCUUUGGGCGUGUGCAUGAUCGGGAGAGUGCGCUGUGGGCACUGACAGCGACCCAGAGGAUGGACAAAUACAACGUUUGGGCUCUUGUAAGGGGAGGUGGAACCACUGGGCAGGCUGAAGCACUCACUCUGGCCGUUGCAAAGGCUCUGCUAGUCCACGAGCCCGCUUUGAAGCCGGCUCUGCGCAAAGCCGGCUGCGUCACAAGGGACCCCAGAGCCGUGGAAAGGAAGAAGCAUGGCCGUGUAAAGGCUCGCAAGAGUCCUGCAUGGGUCAAGCGAUAA
This is a messenger RNA of Clonostachys solani, 804 nucleotides long. The record is from the annotation of a GenBank genome assembly. Lineage: Eukaryota; Fungi; Ascomycota; Sordariomycetes; Hypocreales; Bionectriaceae.